CUGUGUGCUUAUAUAAGGAAGUAUGGCUAUGUAAUAUAGGCACUCUGAAGUAAGUAAGCAGAUAUUCCUCUGCGUGUGUGUGUGUGUUGUGUAAAAUGGUAAGGGCUAGGAGGAGUGAUCUGUUGGUGUGCACAACAUUAGACUGUGAGACUAAGGAAGAAAUGGUGGCUUCAAUGGAGAAAGCAAAGGAAGAAGGUGCAGAUCUAGUGGAGCUUCACCUUGAUUCCAUGUCCUUCUCCCACAUCUCAGAAGUUGAACAACUCUUGAGCCAAAGAACUCUCCCUGCCAUUGUUUCUUUCAGGCUUAAUUCGUCUAGGAAAUUAAGCAGAGGAGGAGAGUGCAGGAGGAGUAGGUGCUUGCAAGUUCUGAAACUGGCUGUCCAACUAGAUGUCGAAUUCGUCGAAAUUGAUCUCGAGGUGGCUCUUGACCUUGGCAUAACCGACUUUCUCAAUGAGCGUUCCAAUAGCAAAAUAAUUGUAUCAAGCUAUCUUAACGGUGGAAGACCUUCAAAAGAGAAACUUGGUAACCUGAUUGCAUGCCAGCAAUCUACGGGAGCAGAUGUCAUCAAGCUUGUGGUUGAUGUGGUUUAUAUUACUGAUGUAGCUCCACUUUUCCAUAUGCUCACCCAUUGUCAGGUACCGCUAAUUGUUAGAGCAGUUGGUGAUAGAGGUCUUAUAAGUCAACUGUUGGGGCCAAAAUUUGGUGCGUUUUUAGUCUGUGGAUCUCUAGGAGGCACAUCCACACCCGGAUUGCCACCUAUUGUCAGCAUCAAACAAGUUUACAAACUUGAACAUAUAAAUGCAAAUACAAAAGUAUUUGGCGUCAUCUCAAAUCCAGUAGGCCAUAGCAAAGGCCCUCUUCUGCAUAACCCUGCCUUUAGACACACAGGAUAUAAUGGAAUUUAUGUUCCAAUGCUUGUCGAUGAUAUCAAGGAAUUCUUCAGGGUCUAUUCAGGCACUGACUUUGCCGGAUUCAGUGUUGGGAUCCCGCAUAAGGAAGCAGCAGUAGAGUGCUGUGAUGAAGUCCAUCCUCUUGCUAAGUCCAUCGGAGCUGUAAAUACCAUUAUAAGGAGGCCUACUGAUGGGAAGCUGGUUGGUUUCAAUACGGAUUGUGAGGCUUCUAUAACUGCGAUCGAGGAUGCCUUGAUAGAAAGACAAGUUGCCAAUGGGGAAGCAUUGCAUACCUCUCCCAUUGCUGGGAAAGUGUUUGUGUUGGUUGGAGCUGGAGGUGCUGGAAGAGCACUGGCUUUUGGUGCAAAAAACCGAGGGGCAAGGGUUGUUAUUUUCAACCGCAAUUUUGAGAGAGCAAUGGCACUGGCGCAAGCAGUUUCUGGUGAAGCACUGCCAUACGAAUGUUUAGACACAUUCUGUGCUGAGAAUGGAAUGAUCCUCGCAAAUGCUUCUGCUGUGGGCAUGCAGCCAAAUUGUGAUCAAAGUCCUGUUUCCAAGGAGGCAUUGGGAUCAUAUCAGCUGGUUUUUGAUGCUGUAUAUACACCUAGAAACACUAGGCUCUUACGAGAAGCUGCAGAAGUGGGAGCCGUAGUGGUGAGCGGCGUUGAGAUGUUCGUAAGGCAGGCUCUUGGUCAGUUCAAGUUGUUCACUGGUGGAUUAGCACCAGAAGAUUUCAUGCGCCAUACUGUUUUACAACAAUUUUGAUUGGUCAAGUUUCAUCCACUAAGACAAUAUCAUCAGCUAACAACAUAUAUACCACGGAAUAUCAUCUUGAAUAUGUCUAGUCAGCUCAUCCAUAACUAAGGCAAAAAGGUAAGGGCUCAAAGCUGACCUUUGGUGUAGUCCUAUCGUAAUUGGGAAUUCACUUGUUUCUCAUACUGGCGAUCUAAUGGUAGUGACAUUUUAUUCUAAUCCCUCCGUAAACUUUUCCUACUCCUCUGUCGUGCAUUAAAAACACUUUUACCUUACUAAGCAUAACAAGGACAUCACAAUUCACAACCAGAAAAAAAUAGGUUUCGCACGUCCUUUCUUCUGAUCAGACAACUGAAACAUACUUGAGUUAACUUGUUAGAGGGUCAAAUCAGGGAUCACAUUAAGCAACAAACAUGAUGAAUCAAAGGCAAACGUUAGAGGCCAAUGACCUCACAUAUCAAUAGCACAAGUCAUGCAAUCAAAUAGAGUAAUAGAUUUGUCCGAUAAGCAGAAGUAAAAUGUUAGCCAGGUGAUCUGGGUGGUGAUAACAUUGUAGUCUGUGAUACCAAAACACGUUAGAGCAACAUAUGCAACGAAGACCUAGUAUCAGGAAAAUGUUCAAUAUAUUCCUCGAAAAGUCAUACCAAAAACACAUUGGCUCCAUUAUUCAGAUAGGAGAUAGGCUUUCAAUAAAGGGAAAAGCACUAACAUAACCAUUGUGCACCAAGUCAUGAAGCACAUUCCAUGUCUUCCGCUUUAGAUUAUAGGAAACGAUCUUCUUUGGAAUAGCUAAUACGAGUGUGAAAUCAUUUUCCUUUUCUCCCUUCACAACAAACAGAACUUUAACUUCCCACUUAGAUUCGUUUUUUAUCUCAGGGUUUUCAAGUAUUAAUGGCCUAAGAUCGACCCGGCAUUUCACCAUCCAACCACGGUAAUCCUUGUCCAUCUCAGGGAUUUGUAAUCCCGCAGCAUACCUCAAACAAGACUGAAUAAGAAUCAAACUGCCACCACUUUCUCCAAAAAACUUAAUCUCCAGAGUACGAAUUUGGGGAGUUGGAGGGUUCGGCAUUACUGUCAUCUCCUCUGUAUUGAGGUCGAAUCUCCAGAGACCAUUGUCAUGGAUUAAUAAAUGGAAUGCUCCAUUCCAGUAGAUACCGCCUCCACGAUACCUUUGUUUUGGGAAAACCUUAUUCCUACAUUUUCUCUGAGAGCAGUAGACAUCGAGCUCAAAAGGGAGUCGAAGCACAUGCCUAAACAACAAAACUUUGUAGUGAGGUGAUUUUGAAGGAUCAAAAGCCAAAUAAGCAUGCCAGGAAGCCGCUGCGUAAAGUCUACGAUUGUAUGACUCAAAUGGAUGCGAAAUAGGAAGUAUUGUGUAUUGCUUUGUGGUCGGAUUACAGAUAAUGUAUUGCCGUCCCUUACCAUAACAACUGACUGGGAAGUGACUAUCACAGUACAACAGUAAGCCGUUGCAGGAGCAUACAGCCGUAGUAGUUCUAGGAGGUUUUCCGAUACCAUCGAGGAAGGAGGAGAGAGACGGGAAACUGAGGCGGCCGCCGUGGAGGGAGACGGAGACGGGUGUUCCUUCGCUGUUGAAAUAAAAGGCUGAGAUGGAGGGUCUAGGGUUUCGGAUGGAGUGGUCGGCGGCAAAGUGGGAGUCGGAGAGGAGAGAUAGCUAGUGCUUGGACACGAUUUUGAAUCGGAUUGUGUGUGUCGCGGGCAGCCGUAGAAGGAUCUGUGUGAGGAGAUCGACGUUGUUGGCAAUUGACUCCGCCGCCGGUGUGAUUUCCGACGGAGUGACGUUGAGAAUCGCCUUUCUUCUUCUUGCUUCCCUAUUCAUUUUGCACUUGGUUUACAACUGAUUACGGCGGAAG
Rhododendron vialii is the source of this 3517-nucleotide messenger RNA. RefSeq names its product bifunctional 3-dehydroquinate dehydratase/shikimate dehydrogenase, chloroplastic-like. Gene Ontology annotation, molecular function: shikimate 3-dehydrogenase (NADP+) activity; 3-dehydroquinate dehydratase activity. Gene Ontology annotation, biological process: shikimate metabolic process; chorismate biosynthetic process. Lineage: Eukaryota; Viridiplantae; Streptophyta; Magnoliopsida; Ericales; Ericaceae. The transcript is spliced from 11 exons. The record is from RefSeq and is a predicted model, not a curated record. Bases 96 to 1655 code for a protein of 519 amino acids.